AUGCCGCGGCCGUCGGGAUCGCCGGCGCCUGCGCCGGAGAGGCGCCUCGCCGUGCUCUUGUCCCACUUCCACCCGUGCUGCGAGCCUCCACGCACCAUCCCCGGCGUCGCCAGCGCCGAGUGCCUCGGGACCGCAGCCGCGGCGGAGGCCGAGACGGAGGGGAGCCUCUCCACGUCGCCCUGCGCAGCAGGAGAGGAGAAGGGGGAGUCCUCGGGUGCCGGGCGCUGCGUGUUCUGCAACAUCGUCGCGGGCACCGUGCAGGCCUUCAAGCUCUACGAGGAUGAUAUGUGCUUGUGCAUCCUGGAUGCUAAACCUCUAACAAGCGGGCAUUCCCUUAUCAUUCCAAAAAGUCAUUACCCAUCACUGCAAACAACACCACCAACUACUCAUGUGCACAUCAUUCCACGUAGCAAAGAUGAUAACCUGUGGUCUGCAGAGACCUACUCAAGGAACCCUAUUUCGCAUGGCCAGGAAACUAAGCAUCUUGUUAGCAGCAUCAAGGAAAUAAUCUCUUCUUCCCCCAAAGACUGCAGUACUGUAAUGUCAUCUACGCCAAAGGAACUCUGA
Messenger RNA from Miscanthus lutarioriparius, 567 nucleotides. Lineage: Eukaryota; Viridiplantae; Streptophyta; Magnoliopsida; Poales; Poaceae. The record is from the annotation of a GenBank genome assembly.